UUGAAGUAGUUUCCAUUCACUCCGUAAAAUAUAUAAAGCGAGCACAGACAUACAGCAUGUUAAUUUACAGCUGAAGCUCUCAAAAUUUGAAAACUGCUUAGCUUUUACGCAAACAUUAAGUAACUAAGAAUGUGUAGCUCAUCAUAUAUGUUAAUACUCUCUCUUUCUCUUUUUUCUCAAGGUUUUCUAAUCUCACUGUCAAAAUCCCUGCAAAAGGUAGAAGAUGAAAAUAUGUUGCUAAACACAUUCCGGCUAGGAAGAACCCUUCGAAGUGGGGAUAGAACACAGUAUAGAGGAGCUACACCUUUGCUCAAACAUUACAAGACUGAAGACAGUAGCUUUUUGGAUGAAGAGGAAGACAGAACCCCAAAGUUCUUUGACAUAGGUUCCAAACAUGAUUUCCUGAACCAUGGUAUGGCAAUCAACUUAGGUACAAAGCAGCUACCUUAUCUUGCACUGAAGGGAGCCAUGGCUUUUCCAGCUGACACUGAAAUUCAGAAUAUUGAAUCUGCACAGGAAAGAAGAAACACUGAGGAUGAAGAAAAUUCAGCUAAAUUCCCUAUAGGAAGAAGAGAUUUUGACAAGCUCCGGUGCAUGUUGGGAAGAGUCUAUCGACCUUGUUGGCAAAUCUGAAAACUACCGGUCUACACCACCUUCUUUGAAGAUCGAACAUUUCAUUUUGAAUUUAACGGAACUUGAAGUUACUGUGUUUUAGUAUUGCUAUAAACAUUUACAAAUCUACAAAUACUUCCACAUUGUAAUGUGGAGAGAAACAUGAUUCAUUGCCAAAAAAUAACUUAGCUGUCAUUACUAAUGAUGUAUUAUUAUGAAAAUAAAAGACAUCUGCAUAAUCCAGAUUUGUAAAUAUUUGUCUAAUUAUACACAAGCAACUCUCACUUAUUUGAGUAUUAAGGUAUUGAGUAUUCAUGAAUUUCACCUUUUUCUUGCAAAACUACAACUUCUGAAA
Struthio camelus australis is the source of this 967-nucleotide messenger RNA. It is a transcript of the gene PMCH, whose product is annotated as pro-melanin concentrating hormone. Gene Ontology annotation, molecular function: type 1 melanin-concentrating hormone receptor binding; melanin-concentrating hormone activity. NCBI's taxonomy places the organism in Eukaryota, Metazoa, Chordata, Aves, Struthioniformes, Struthionidae. The record is from RefSeq and is a predicted model, not a curated record. Gene Ontology annotation, biological process: behavior; chemical synaptic transmission.